AUGCCUCAUUAUUCAGUGAAACAAGUGUAUCAAAAGCUAGUUGGAGAUAGACCUAAGGUGCAUUGGGAUAAACUUGUGUGGAAUAGGCUUAGUACUCCCAAACACAGAUUUAUUGCUUGGUUGGCAAUUCAAUCCAGAUUGCAAACUACAGCUAAGUUAGCUGGUAUUGGCAUCAGCAAUUCCUCUAGCUGUCUCAUUUGUGGCCAAGGUGAUGAAACUCAUCAACAUCUGUUUUUUGAGUGUUCUUAUAGCAGGCAAUGCCUGACAGAGUUGAAAACAUGGCUGGAUAUUAGAAUUGCAGCAACUGAUCUCCACCUUCUAUACAGAUCCAUCAGACAUGGCAGAAGCUCUAAGUUUAGAAAGCAGGUUUAUCUUGCUGCUAUUGUAGCAGUGGUUUAUCUCAUCUGGAAAUGCAGGAAUUCAGUGUUUUGGGAUUGUUGUAUCCCUACUGUCAAGAGUACUAUAGGUGCUUUAAAGCAAGCAGUGAGAAGUAGAAUUCAGAUAGUUAUGCCUAAGUAUGUGAAUAGGAAAGAUUGUAAUUGGUUUGUGAACUUGUAA
This is a messenger RNA of Spinacia oleracea (spinach), 558 nucleotides long. RefSeq lists its product as uncharacterized. The record is from RefSeq and is a predicted model, not a curated record. The transcript has a single exon. Bases 1 to 558 code for a protein of 185 amino acids. NCBI's taxonomy places the organism in Eukaryota, Viridiplantae, Streptophyta, Magnoliopsida, Caryophyllales, Amaranthaceae.